Sorghum bicolor (sorghum) is the source of this 1617-nucleotide messenger RNA. Its product is annotated as methylesterase 17. The transcript has 4 exons. The record is from RefSeq and is a predicted model, not a curated record. NCBI's taxonomy places the organism in Eukaryota, Viridiplantae, Streptophyta, Magnoliopsida, Poales, Poaceae. The coding region runs from base 584 to 1378 and encodes 264 amino acids. Gene Ontology annotation, biological process: salicylic acid metabolic process; jasmonic acid metabolic process. Gene Ontology annotation, molecular function: methyl indole-3-acetate esterase activity; methyl salicylate esterase activity; methyl jasmonate esterase activity.
ACAAGUUCACAACAAAUGUAUAGUACAACUUUGUUCCAAAUAAAACUAACAAAAGGAAAAAAUCAUAUAAAUGGUGGUGUUCUAUUGCCAAUUGGCAAUGCCAUUGGACAACGAUUGACCAUUUCAACUCAAGGGGUGUUUAGUUUCCCAUAAAAUGCAAAAUACAAAAUAUCAACUAUUUUGGAAUGAUGGAAUAAAAAAUGUCAAUUUUUUUAAGGUUAUGUUUCGUUCCAUCCAAAAUACAGAAUUUAUUGUCCUCAUGAGAGCCUCUCGAAGCUCUUUUUGAUUUUUUUUUUUUUUGGCCUCUUUGAGGCCAAAAUCUAAAAUGGAGAAUAACCACCUUUUUACUAAAAAUUUUGCAUGACGUUUAGUUCUAUUAUGCAAAAUGAUAAACUAAAACCCAAUUUUUUUGAAAUAAAAGAGGAACUAAACACCCCCUCAUUUGGAUGCAAAUGCCUGUCUCAAACGUAAGCAACAUAUUACAAAUGGCCGUAUAUAUGCAUGCAUAUAUAUACACACAAUAGUGCAUACGCAUAUAGACACACGAUCUUGGUCAAACUUUGCAAACAAAGCUGCAAGUAAGAUGGAGGCCAGCGGCGAGGUUUACAAGGCCAACAAGGAGCACUUUGUCCUCGUGCACGGCGCCGGCCACGGCGCCUGGUGCUGGUUCAAGCUCGCGUGCCUGCUCCGGGGCUCCGGCCACCGCGUCUCCUGCAUCGACCACGCCGGGACCGCCGGCAGCCUCGUCGACCCGGACGACGUCCGGUCGUUCGACAAGUACGACGCGCCGCUCAUGGACUUCAUGGCCGCCUUGCCGGAUGGGCACAAGGUAAUUUUGGUAGGGCAUAGCGCAGGAGGACUGAGCGUCACCCAUGCGAUGCAUUUGUUCAGAGACAAGAUCAAGCAAGCCAUCUUCAUAGCAGCAACCAUGCUUCCGUUUGGGUACCAAACAGAGCAAGAUAUAAAAGAUGGGGCACCUGAUUUAUCCGAGUUUGGUGAUGUGUUCGACCUGAGAUUCGGUCUGGGAGAUGGCUGCCCUCCAACGAGUGUGGCGCUGAGAGAGGAGCACCAGCGCAUAAUCCUGUAUCAGCAAUGCUCCCAUGAGGACUCCACACUUGCAUCCAUUCUGCUGCGCCCAUGGCCAGCCGCUCUGAGCACUGCAAGGUUCGGCCAUGUCGAUGACGGCGCCGAGAGUGCAGUGAAUGCAGUGCCUCGGGUGUACAUAAAGACAACCAAUGACCACAUGGUGAAGCAGGAGCAGCAGGAGGCCAUGAUCCGACGAUGGCCGCCGAGAGAGGUGGUGGCGAUGGACACUGACCACAGCCCUUUCUUCUCUGCGCCGGAGCGUCUCUUGGAGCUGAUCCUCAAGUCAUUGUAAUCUGUAAAUGCUGGUGUAGCGUUACUAGCGUACUCAUAGCCCCAUCCCCAUCGGAGGCUCCACCUGUUCUGUUCUUUCAGGGGUGCUAUAUUUAUGCAGUAUGGCAAUCAAGUUAUUGUUUACUAUCGAUAAAUGGCUGUCAGCCCACCACCAUAAGACAUAUAUUCUGAAAUGCAAAUUUGAUGAAUGUGUGCAUGUACCGUGGUGAAAGCGAGUCAUGAUAAGUGCAUGUAAGACCG